UUAUUUUGAAGGGCACUACUCCCUACGUCACCUCCGGAGGUUUUCUCCGUCUCCUCCGGUUGAUUCCUCACAACAUCAGCAGCGACUGGAAGCUAACGCUAACCCUCUAUUGUCAGUCCGUUUGUCUCAGCACACCCGGGGAGCACAGACAUGUCGGACACGGAGACAAAACCAUCCAGCCAAGACGGAGGGGACAAGAAGGAUGGAGAGUACAUUAAAUUAAAAGUGAUUGGUCAGGACAGCAGCGAAAUCCACUUUAAGGUGAAAAUGACGACACAUCUGAAGAAGCUGAAGGAGUCUUACAGCCAGAGACAGGGAGUCCCAGCGAGCACGCUACGGUUUCUGUUUGAAGGACAGAGAAUCGCAGACAACCAAACUCCAAAAGAGCUGGGGAUGGAGGACGAGGACGUCAUCGAGGUUUAUCAAGAACAGACCGGCGGACUUUGGAACGAUUAAACCUCCUGCAUUUCUAAAUCUUUUUUUUUUUUCUUUCUUUUUCUUUUCUUAUUUUGUAUUUUAUUUUGUAUGUACGUAUUUUUUGUUCCGUUUCAAACCAUCUGGAUCAAAACCGACUCUAUCAGGGCUUCCAUGUGCAAGGGCGGGUAGUGAAGAGACUGAGGUAAGGACGAGGAAAAGGACAAGCGGGUCUCUGAAGUGCAGGGAUGCUCGUGUUGUUGACCCGAGCAAUAGCGUUCGACGUGAGUGUUAACACCCAAAUUUACUCAGACAAACAUCUUGUUUGUGUUUUGUCUUUUGUGCUGUCUUUUUGGGGUGUCGGCAGAGGCGAAUAAUGCUGUCAAGGAACAUUAAAGGAAUAGUUCACCAAACAAGGAAAACGUUCAUCUGAUCACAAUUAUUCCGAUAUCACAGUUAUCAGCAGACAGUGAGUGAGUACAGCUUUGUGUCAGCCCUCUCCAAAAGAGUUCAAGUCUCUGUGAAUGUGUAACAAACACUGACAGUCAGAUGUCUCUCAACAGCCCCUGCUAUAAUUUAAGGGGGCUGAAGCCAAACAGUUGUUGAUCUCGUAGAUUUUUAGCGAAAACUUCAUCAUCUGUUGUUCAGCUUUCAGGCGGAUCUUCAGCUUUUUGUGGGUAUUUGACCUCAGACUGCCUGAGAACCAAAUGGCUUUAAAUUAGAAGUAAAAUUCUCACUAGAGACCUUUUUCACAGCAGCCUUUUAACAUGAUAUAGUAGGAUAAACACAGGCACUAAUAGCACUAAUUAAGGUUCCUCCCUGUAGGUCAAACAGUGGUUAGAUUUGUGUCGUAUAAUAUUUCUAAUCAAAGGAAUUAAACGCCUCUCGAAGGCGGAGUGCGUUCAGUGAUUGGAGUAAAUAAAACGAGUGUUAUUAGACGUUUUACGGUGGUAUCCUUGGCAACAACCUGUGUUUCGCUGUAAAAACAGAUUCAAAGAAUUGUUGAAACUGAUUACAUUGAUCAAGUAGCUUUAUUAUUUUUAUUUGUACUGUGAAAACAAAAGUAUAAAGUACUUAAUCAGGAACGUUUCUGUAACUGACAAAAGUUAAUGUGACGUAAAAUUACUAGUAAAAGCUGCUUAAUCAAGAAUCUUUUUUAACUUCCAGAGUUGAGUUUGUGUUCAAAUGUUCGAUGUGAGUUAAAGUAACAUCACAAUGUGUCUCGUGUCCAAAUGGCUGCCGUGUUAAAGGUUGAUGGGGAGCCGCCUGAGAACAGAUGGACUCCUUACGGGCUUUAAGUUUGAGGAGGCUGAUACAAAGCCGUGUCCGCUGAGCAGAUAAUGUCAGGAACAGAUUGUUGUUCCUUUUUAAAUUUGUGUUGGACGAGCAGUGACUAAAGAAACUGCUCGUGGGGCAGUUUGUUGAUGGUAACCUGUGUGUAACGUUCAGGGCAUUUAGCAGAGAGAGAGUUCACUCUGACACAAACAGCUGGAUCACUCUGGAACUCCUCCACUCGUCAUGAAAAGGAGUUCGUCAACAUUUGCUUCUGUAGAUUUGAAUCAUUUGCAUUUACAGCCUCUGUGUGCCAUGUUUAAACAGCUGCACCCGUGUAAACUCUGAUAAUUGACCUGGUAAUAUUUGAGAUUUUAAACACGUUUUUAAAUGAUAAUUGUGCUUUACUUGUAUAUGUUGUAUUCAGUAUUAGAGUGUGUUUGAAUGAUAUGCCAUAUGUAUCUCCAGUGUCGUCUUUUAUUUAUACCUGAGGGAUUCAUUCUGUAAUGAUAUAUCUGAAUAUAUACCCGUUAUGGAAACAUUCUGUUCCUCGCUGACAGUCGCACAGUAUUUUAAACGCUGUCCUCUACGAACCGUGACAAUGUGAUACUGUGCUGUCGGCGCUUGAUUUUAAAGUUUUCUUUUUGUGUUUGGAAUGAAACUCUUAAUCUGUAUGAAGUUCCUCAAGAAGGUUAAGAUCAUCAGCAGCCCCAAACUCGUGUCAUCCUCCAAAUUGCAGAGAUUGCUCGAACUCCCGAAGGAUGAAAUAACCAUACACACACACACACACACACACACACACACA
Dicentrarchus labrax (European seabass) is the source of this 2491-nucleotide messenger RNA. RefSeq names its product small ubiquitin like modifier 1 (gene sumo1). Gene Ontology annotation, molecular function: protein tag activity; ubiquitin-like protein ligase binding. Gene Ontology annotation, cellular component: nucleus; PML body. The transcript has 5 exons. Bases 151 to 456 code for a protein of 101 amino acids. NCBI's taxonomy places the organism in Eukaryota, Metazoa, Chordata, Actinopteri, Moronidae. The record is from RefSeq and is a predicted model, not a curated record. Gene Ontology annotation, biological process: protein sumoylation.